Molecule: messenger RNA, 795 nt
Organism: Batrachochytrium dendrobatidis JAM81
Lineage: Eukaryota; Fungi; Chytridiomycota; Chytridiomycetes; Rhizophydiales
Exons: 1
Coding region: 1-795 (264 amino acids)
Source: RefSeq, a predicted model, not a curated record
AUGAAACUACCAACUGCUGUACUAUCAUCAAUCCUGCUUAUUUGUUCAGUUACUAUUGCCAAACCAAUUCUCCCUACUGAAACUACAGAUACUGUAUAUAACCCAUCUGCAACUCCUAAUCCAAACAGCAUAGACUUGGGUAGUCUUGAUUCACUUUCAGCUGACAUGAAGAAUUUGCUCAAAGAAUACUCAAAAGUACAUAAUGACUAUAAUAGGAAAAAAAAGGAAUGCGAAUUGAUAGAUCUUGAACAUAGUAAUCUACGGAGUACAAAGAGUCAUCUGGAAAAAAAGAUUUCUAAUUUGAAACGUAAAAUGCUAACAAACAAGUUUAAACUAAAAUCCAACAACGGCAACGAUCGAAUGAAGGAGCUUGAGCAGAAACUUGAAAAAGAAGAGUCUGAUUUUGCCUUUCUUCAAAGAAAAAAGAACAGGUGCAAAUUCGAGCUUAGUCGUUUCGAUUAUGAUUUGGAACUUAUCAUAAUAAGUCUUGUGGAGUUCGUUUUCAAAGAACCUUUUACUGCUCAAACACUCGAUGGCCAACUUUUGCGUAUCCUUUCACAUCCUAUCGUUAAACAAUACCUCGGCGAAUUAUGUGAACAAUCAUCAGCAUGCAGUGGUGGCUCUGGUCAAAGUUCUAACUUUGAACAGCAACGUCAAGAUCCACAACCGUCACCGCAAACACAGUCUGGAUUUCGCUCCUUUGGACAGAGACUCUCCUCUGGUAUACGUAGUGGUUUCUCCAAAUUUGGUGAUAGGUUUAAAUCGCUCAUCGAUCAAUUCAGAAGUGAAAAUUAA